This is a messenger RNA of Closterium sp. Naga37s-1, 264 nucleotides long. The record is from the annotation of a GenBank genome assembly. NCBI's taxonomy places the organism in Eukaryota, Viridiplantae, Streptophyta, Zygnematophyceae, Desmidiales, Closteriaceae.
AUGUACACUCCAAACAGAGCUACAGUAGGGUCUUCCAAUAUUUCUCCCCAAGCUGCUGCAUCAGCGCUGGGGGAAGCUUCCCCUGAUCCUGCUGCAUCGCCUGUGUUGGAGGAGAUUGUGGAAAGAAAUGCUGCUGCUUCUGAGGAGGAGGAGGAGGAGGAGGAGGAGGAGGAGGAGGAGGAGGAGGAGGAGGAGGAGGAGGAGGAGGAGGAGGAGGAGGAGGAGGAGGAGGAGCUUUCACCGCCUAGAGGUACGUUCUUGUAG